AUGACAAAUGGUGCUAAAAAAAAUUUAACUCAACAAUUAGAAAGUAUACAUCGUCUACAUACAUAUUAUAGAAAUUCUAUUCUAUUAUGUAAAGUUCCAACACAACCUCCAGCUGAUGAUAUGGAAGUAUUGCGUUGGAAUAAAAUACUAGAAAGAAAUGCUCAACAAGUUGCAAAUAAAUGUGACUUAAGUCUUGAUUUAGUCAAUGAUAAAUCAUUGGAUCAAUUUGAAUCAAUCGGUCAAAAUGUCGCUGAAGCGGAUACAGUUGAAAGUGCAAUGGAAAAUUGGUUCCGUGAAUAUAAUAAUUAUACAUAUGCCACGGAUAUAUGUACUGCAAAUUGUUCAAAUUAUAAACAAAUGGUUUGGGCUUCGACUAAACAUAUUGGAUGUGGUCUAAAUAAUUGUAACAAAAAAUUAAUGAUUGUUUGCAAUUAUUCUCCAUCAGCUGAAGAUAAAGGUAGACCUUAUGUAAAAGGAGAUGAAAGUCAAUGUUCAAAAAAUGAUUAG
This is a messenger RNA of Schistosoma turkestanicum, 507 nucleotides long. The record is from the annotation of a GenBank genome assembly. Lineage: Eukaryota; Metazoa; Platyhelminthes; Trematoda; Strigeidida; Schistosomatidae.